AUGAGCACACCAAUCUCAGAAACCUCAGAGAAGAACUGGGAUGUAGAUCGGGCGAUGCAAAGUGAUGGUGAACCGAGGCGUCACGAUCAAGUAAGGGAAGCGUUUAGAAGCUUAUCUACAUCAGCCAAUUGGAUGGAUUGGUUCAAGUUUGGACCAGUUGGUUGGAGAUUCAACCCUAGUGACAUAGAAUUGCUCGAUUACUAUUUACGUGCAAGAAAAUAUGGUGGUGGUGCAAUUUGUGAAGGUAUUUUUGGUGACUUUGAUCUCUAUAAAUAUGAUCCUCAAAACUUACCACAAGAUAAAGUGCAUCGCCAUUGUAAUGGCAGGAUGUAUAUUUUUACUCCUAUUUACAAACUCCAUAUAAAUGGAGCAAGGAAGGGUAAACGAAACACCCCGAAUGGACAUUGGAAGAUGAAUUCAUCUCCCAUUCCCAUUAUCGAAAAUAACGAUGGACAAACAAUUGGUACCAGGUCAUCUCUUGUCUUCUUCGAUAAGGAUAAAAGGAAGACACGUUGGCUUAUGUAUGAAUUCAGGCUUGUAGAUCCUCCCACACAAACCAUUGAAAAUGAAGGCAUGUUGGACCACUGUGUGCUAGCAGUGGUUUAUAGGUCCAAAGAGGAUAGACUGGAUACUGCUACCAGUAAAAACAGAUGGUCACAUGAUUAUGUGGCACACACUAUAGGUUUUGAUGAAUUUAACUCAGAACCAAAACGUUGCCACGAUCAAGUUCUGUCCGAUAACAAGGAAAUCCAUUCCAUGGAGCAGAGCCAUAGAAAGCGUAAAUAUGCUCAAGAUAUUGGUGGGACUUCAACUUCAAAUAGUAAUUCAAUCACAAAUUUUUCCUAG
This is a messenger RNA of Populus nigra (black poplar), 846 nucleotides long. RefSeq names its product NAC transcription factor 56-like. The record is from RefSeq and is a predicted model, not a curated record. The transcript has 3 exons. Gene Ontology annotation, molecular function: DNA binding. Bases 1 to 846 code for a protein of 281 amino acids. Gene Ontology annotation, biological process: regulation of DNA-templated transcription. Lineage: Eukaryota; Viridiplantae; Streptophyta; Magnoliopsida; Malpighiales; Salicaceae.